Messenger RNA from Orbicella faveolata, 3590 nucleotides. RefSeq lists its product as uncharacterized. Lineage: Eukaryota; Metazoa; Cnidaria; Anthozoa; Scleractinia; Merulinidae. The record is from RefSeq and is a predicted model, not a curated record. Gene Ontology annotation, molecular function: DNA-binding transcription factor activity, RNA polymerase II-specific; RNA polymerase II cis-regulatory region sequence-specific DNA binding. Gene Ontology annotation, cellular component: nucleus. Gene Ontology annotation, biological process: positive regulation of transcription by RNA polymerase II.
UCUUUGUAGUUUUUGACUGAACGCAACUGUAGAGAACUGUGGCGCUGCGCUGUGUUUAUCACAGGUCAAAGUGUUGCAAGGCGGAAUAAAACCAUGAUUUGUCUGAAUAUGUUGCAUUUCGUCAGGUUUGAAGGUAUCUUACGAAAAAAAACGACAAUUACCGUUUUAAUAGCCGUGAUGGGGUCGGCGUGGGAAUUUAUAAACUGCGCCAGAAAACAGGUAGAGUAAAUAAACGCGACUAAUGGAUUGCCUUUUGCAUAAACAACCUUCAAUAUUUGCAGAACAGCGACAAAUAAAACAAUUGAGCUCGAUUCGAAAGCAAUUAGCAAAAGCACACAGAGUGAGAUUUCUCAAGGGCGUCCUCGAGUACAAGAGAUGAUCUAAACAAUCUUAAAGGAAAAUAGCGGCGGUCCAAGCAAUUUCCGCUAUUUCAGCGCGCCUCACUCCCCCUAUCUGCUAAACGUUAGUGCCGAAGAUAUGACGCGCAGGGAUCUUCCGACUGUAAAAAAGCCGCGUUUUGAUGGACAUUUGGGGGUAUUGGUUGCAGACUUCAAAGACAGCGACCUCAAACCGUAGAGUGUAUCUAUCUCCGUGUUGACAGAUUUUUACAAAGGGUGGCUUAUUUAAAGAACUGCCGCCGACAAAGCAAAAAGAACAUCGGAUCGUCGAGUGCGAAUACAAAUAUGUAUGAUUUCUACUCGACAAAUUUCGGCUAUCAGGCACCGUCCUAUCCCAACCCUUACGCGUACAACAGCCCAGAAAUGAACUCCUCUUGCUCGUAUCGCUUUCCAACUUAUGGAUUCCACGCCGGACCCAUCCACACAACUGGUGUUCCGAGUUAUCAGCCAUGCGAGCGCGUUUCAAACGUCGCAAGAGUAGACGGCAUCAGAAUGGCCGACAACACACCCUCACGGCCCGACUUCUGCACAAAAACGCUUCAGCAUUUUCCUCCCACUCCUCCGCCAAACAUGAACACAGUAAACUGCGCUAAUGAGUUUCAAAAAAAGCAAUGCAUCGACAAGUUACUGGAGGAUAGCGACGAAGAUGAAAAAAUAGAUGGAGCUAAACUGAGUAAAUCAAGAAAAGAAAGAACAGUAUUCACAAAGUAUCAGCUUCACGAGCUAGAGAGAGAGUUUGGCCGAAACAACUACUUGACGAGAUUAAGAAGAUACGAAGUGGCUGUGAGUUUGGAUCUCACCGAGAGACAAGUCAAGGUUUGGUUCCAGAAUCGAAGGAUGAAGUGGAAAAGAGUGCGAGGUGGAAUGCCCCCAAAGAAGUCAACGAGUUUGGACCAAAUGGAAUUAGCAAUUUAUUGAACUAUGGUGAUCUUGAUGAAACGAAUAAUUAUUAUCUCUUACUUAUCGUUCAUUCUUUUAAAAUGUCUCAACCCCUUGGCGUAAAAGUCUAUGCUUUAAACUUCUGAACAGUAUGUAAGGAAAUAGUUGUCAAAUUGAUAGUAACAUUUGUGGUUUUCAUGGCCUCGCUUCCAGCCGUAUAUGGCUUGAUUGCAAUGCAAAACAACGAUGAUCACAUGGUUAAUGAUGUUUUCUUUUUCUCCUAACCUGUCUGCUUACAAUUCGUUAAUUUUAGAAAGAGAGAUUAACUGUUGGUCACUAGAAUUAGAACGAAUAAUACAAAGGAUCUUUAUGAUUUUAGUGUUUUAUUAAUAUUGUUUUGUUUGUAAAUACGAAGUUCAGGUUUUCUAAGGUUAGUUUGCAUCACCAAAAGUAUACACACUCAGUCAGGUCGCUCAUCUGGUUGGCAAGACUAGACUUGGGACAUUAUAGACCAUUUAAUUGAAUUAGGUUUGUUUCCAGCACCUAAGCAUAUGGAUGUGUUAAAUGGUAUUUCCUCUUCGAUUCUUUUCUUUGUAAAAUCAGUGGUAUUGGAAAGCAUCCAGAGUGCAAAGUUAAACUCGGUCUGCGGUUAUACACCGCUUAAGUGACGAACGCAUAAUUCAACAUUCUUCUGUAAAAUUUUAUCUUUCGUUGUUGUGGGUUUAUAUCUUUUGGAAAAAGUCAUUCCAAAGUUUUACUUGAGAUGUGUAAUUGUAAUAGAAUGGCCAUGCACAUAAUACAAGCAAAUAAUUUUAAGAUAUCACGUGGAAACUCUAUGUUGACGCUAUUUAUUGUUUACCUAAGAUUAUUUACAAGAAUACUUUGAAAAAAUAUUUACCUGGAAAAAAUACAACCAGCGUUGAUUGAUACCAUUUAGCGUAUAAUUUGAUAUAAUUCAAAUACCGUUUUGUACAGUGAUUGAAACGAGAUAGAAGAAAUAAAACUUUUAAAAACUUUCUAACAUGAUGCGAGAGUAGUAAAUAUUUAGACUUGCAAUAGAACCCUUUUCAGUGAAAUGAAUAAUUGGGAUGUUGGUUAACGCAGAUAAAAUAAUGAUCAAAGGAAUUCAAGUCUUUCAAAAUUGCUUGUUUUGCUGUUUAUUUUGCUUUUAUACCCGUGUUUAUAUUACAGUUUCAGCCAAUCAGAACACGUCUCGCAUUUCAUCGCGUUAUGAAGACCCCUCAACCCCUAACAGAACCACGACUGAUUUCCCAUAAUAACCCUCCAUGCCCGCGACAUACAGAUGUACAGUUGCACCCCUAUUAAGCGGCCAACGAUUCAAACGGCCACCCCUAUUAGGCUGCCAGUAAUCAAAGUCCAGAUGAGGGCUUUUCUAUCGUUUUUACCUCUAUUAAGCGGCCAGCCCCCUUUAAGCGGCCGCUAUCCAUUUUCCCGAGGGUGCCCGUUUAGCAGGGGUGAGCUGAAGUUAAAAUAUGUUAUUACGACUAUUGCAUUCACGGGUUCAAUAGCCGAUCAUCAAAUUUGUGCCCGGAAUUCCGCGGCAGUUCAAGGAGUAAUAUCACGGUUUUGUGUUAUGUUUCAUGUGCUUUAAUUUUUAUUCUGAUAAAUUAUUUCAAAACCUAACUUCUAAUCAUGAUCAGCCCGAAUUUCUAUAGACUGUGUCUUCUAAUCGUCUUUCAAAACCAUUGUGGCAAGAUAGGCUAGCCAUGAGCCGAUUGUCCUUGUCGACAGCUCAAAAGGUCCAAAAGGAAGAUCUGGAUAGAGUUUACUGACUGCUCAGAAUUGGCCAACCAAGAAGUUGCUCGUUUAUCAACUUACAGCUGUGGUCUGAGAUAUUCAUAAUUAACUGAUGUGGAAUUUUAACUGACAGAUGAGAAGUUGCCAAAUAGUUGUAAAACUGACAACAGACAUUCCAGAACUCUCAUCCAGGCCCUCGAAAAGGGGGUUGAUCCGUCCUCAACCUCUUAUUUUUGCAACUUUGUUGUUUUCACAAACCUGAGGAGAUAAGAAAAAAAAUAUGUAUAUAUGGAACCUUAUAAUAAUAACUUUAUUUAAGUGUCAGGGUAGGUAUUUAGCUUUCAGAAGCUAAUUGGGGACACUACUACGUUACAAUGUAUUGAAAUUUAAAAUGUACAGUUAAGAAUACGAAUUAAAAUUAAUUGGGUACACUAGGAAUAAGUAAGAAUUCAUCCGGUACCUUUGUUUUAUCGUUGUUGGCUUCAUUCAGAGUUGUCAUCACCGCCUAAAAAUGAGUAGCUUUAGUUUGAAGAAAACUAAAUUUCGGUCAAUCGA